This is a messenger RNA of Trichomonas vaginalis G3, 1410 nucleotides long. Its product is annotated as phage tail repeat-like family. The record is from RefSeq and is a predicted model, not a curated record. Bases 1 to 1410 code for a protein of 469 amino acids. Lineage: Eukaryota; Parabasalia; Trichomonadida; Trichomonadidae. The transcript has a single exon.
AUGUCGAAAGAUAUUGCUUCCAUGAGAGAAAUACAACACAACCGACAACUCAUUAUGCAAGCUCUAAAUAAGAACACAACAAACUUUUCAAACUAUUCUAAGAUAUCUGAGUCAUUGAAAGAAGGAAACUUAAAACUGACGAUAAACCCAAUGACAGACGAGUUUCUGUUUCAAGACAACAAGAACCAUACUGUUUGUAUAAAUCCAACAAAAGGAACUUUAAACGAGAAACCUAUAGAUGAACUUCUUUUGAAAGCAGAUAUUGACAACAAAGCUGACAAAGAGUAUGUAGACGAUGCAAUAGCAAAAGAAGAAGAAAGAGCUAACAAUGCUUAUGCAACAAAAGAACAUACUCAUCCUGAACUAGCAGACAAAACAUAUGUUGACAAUAAAAUGUCAAGUGAAGUGACAAGAGCUGAAAACGAAUAUUCUAAAAAGACUCAUACACAUUCUAUAUCUGAAAUAACAGACUUAAACGUUAGCCUUGAAAAGAAAGCGGAUAAGGAAUAUGUGGCUAGUAAGUUAGAGAAGAAAGCAGAUAAGGAAUAUGUGGAUGAAAAAGAUAACGAAAUGAAAGAAAGGGUUGACUGGUACCAUGAAUGGACAUCGAAGACUUUUAAAGUUAAAGCCGAUACAGGAUGGGUUUCAGGAUGUUUAGACCUUAAAGCAGAUAAAACUUAUGUUAACGAUGAGUUAGAGAAGAAAGCAGACAAGAACCAUACACAUACAAGUUUUACAACUGUUGCUAUAGAAAGUAUUGAAGGAACGGUUGAAGAAACUGGUGGGGAUGCAUUAUAUUGUAAACCUCCUAACUUUCCACAAGGUUUAACAUCGGAUGACGACAUAACGACGAUGUUAAACAUUAGAUGUAAAGAUGUUUAUGUCAUGAAGGAUGAACAUAAUAUUAAAUUCACUGCUCAAGAUUUAUAUGACAAGAAAGCAGACAAAACAGAGCUUCAAACAUUAAAGACAGAAAUACUUCAAACAUUAUAUCCUAUAGGCUCUAUUUAUACGUCAAUGAACUCUACCAGACCAGAAGUAGUACUUGGUCUCGGAACUUGGACUCAAAUAGUCGACAGGUUUUUGUAUUGUGCAAACUCUUCAAAGGAAACAGGUGGAAGUAAAACGAUUUCAGGUGCAAAUUUACCUGCGCACAGUCACUACAUAAAUUUAAGUACAUCUGAAGCAGGUUUGCAUAGUCAUAGAUUUUGGGAUUGGUCAGGAAUGACAAAAGGUAAAGGAUAUGAUGUUAAAGAGGACGUUAAGUUUGCUAUAAAUUGUUACUGGAGUAACACUGAGGUAGGAGGAAGCCAUACACAUCGCGUUUCAGGGUAUACGCAAACAACGGGACAAAGUAAAGACUACAUGCCACCUUACAUGACAGUUUACGCAUGGUAUAGAAAUGCUUAG